Molecule: messenger RNA, 10523 nt
Organism: Varanus komodoensis (Komodo dragon)
Lineage: Eukaryota; Metazoa; Chordata; Lepidosauria; Squamata; Varanidae
Gene: TAOK1
Product: TAO kinase 1
Exons: 20
Coding region: 611-3616 (1001 amino acids)
Biological process (GO): execution phase of apoptosis; protein phosphorylation
Molecular function (GO): protein kinase activity; ATP binding
Source: RefSeq, a predicted model, not a curated record
GAGGUGGGGUGGAGUCAAACUUUGCUGGGCCUGCGGAGAACAGUUUCUCAAUAGGGUCAUUUUGGAGAAGCAGAUGUUUUGGGGAGGGGAUCUAAGCUGUGGCUUUGUGGGAUCGGGGAUUUUUACCUUCCUGCGGGAUUUUGAAUGGUCCUGGUUUUAUCAGGGCCGCAGCCCGGGUUGUGCUUAUGCACGGCAUAUUUAGUGGGAUAAUCUGAAUACAUGUUUUUAAAAUCUCACAUGGAUUGUGUUAAUUAGACUGGAUCCCGAAACCUCAAUAAUGUGCUUGCAUCGGUAGUAUAUUCAAAAGCGCUAUCUGUUCAUGGCUUUUGCUUCAGAAGCGUUUUCCUGGUAGACAAAUUAGGCAUCUUUUUCUUUCUUGUCCACACCAGGAAUAAAAUGGAUUUUGUUUCUAUGAGGCCUUGUCCUGUCUCUUUGUUUUGGACCCUUCAAACUGGACAAGCAUUUCUCUGCUCUACCAUUUCUCCAGCCGGAUGCAUUAAAUACCUAAUGGCCAGUGAUCCAUGCUGAAGAGGCUGCAUUCAUUCCGAUGAGCCCAGGGUCAGGGUGGCCCUUGCAAGCCAGAUAGUGGGUUGGCCACCUGCCCGGCAGAAUGCCAUCCACCAACCGAGCGGGCAGCCUGAAGGACCCGGAAAUCGCGGAACUCUUCUUCAAGGAAGACCCAGAGAAGCUCUUCACGGAUCUCCGAGAGAUCGGCCAUGGAAGCUUUGGAGCGGUGUAUUUUGCACGUGACGUGCGCACCAACGAAGUGGUGGCCAUCAAGAAGAUGUCCUACAGUGGGAAGCAGUCCAACGAGAAGUGGCAGGAUAUCAUUAAAGAAGUCAAGUUCCUGCAAAGGAUUCAGCAUCCAAACAGUAUAGAAUACAAAGGCUGCUAUUUGCGGGAGCACACGGCCUGGCUUGUCAUGGAAUACUGUCUAGGUUCGGCAUCAGAUUUAUUAGAAGUCCACAAGAAGCCGUUGCAGGAGAUCGAAAUCGCCGCAAUUACACACGGCGCACUCCAAGGUUUAGCAUAUUUGCAUUCCCACAACUUGAUCCAUAGAGAUAUCAAGGCAGGGAAUAUCCUGCUCACGGAACCGGGCCAGGUGAAGCUUGCGGACUUCGGCUCUGCUUCCAUAGCCUCUCCGGCCAAUUCCUUUGUGGGGACGCCAUAUUGGAUGGCCCCAGAAGUGAUUUUGGCCAUGGAUGAAGGGCAGUACGAUGGCAAGGUGGACGUCUGGUCCCUGGGAAUAACCUGCAUUGAGCUGGCGGAAAGGAAGCCCCCCUUGUUUAAUAUGAACGCAAUGAGUGCCUUAUAUCACAUAGCGCAGAAUGAAUCCCCUGCACUCCAGUCCAGCGAAUGGUCUGAUUAUUUCCGAAACUUUGUAGAUUCUUGUCUCCAGAAAAUCCCCCAGGACAGGCCAACGUCGGAGGAGCUCCUAAAGCACGUCUUUGUCCUCCGGGAGCGCCCAGAGACAGUGUUGAUAGACCUCAUCCAGCGGACCAAGGACGCCGUCCGGGAACUGGACAACCUUCAGUACCGCAAGAUGAAGAAGCUCCUGUUCCAGGAGGCGCACAACGGGCCGGCGGCCGAGGCCCAGGAGGAGGAGGAGGAGCAAGAGCACGGCGUGGGCCGCACCGGGACUGUGAACAGUGUUGGGAGCAACCAGUCCAUCCCCAGCAUGUCCAUCAGCGCCAGUAGCCAAAGCAGCAGCGUGAACAGUCUUCCAGACGCCUCGGACGACAAGAGCGAGCUGGACAUGCUGGAGGGCGACCACACGGUGAUGUCCAACAGCUCCGUCAUCCACCUGAAGCCAGAGGAAGAAAACUUCAGAGACGAUUCGGACGCCCGGUCAAGAACGUCGGAACCGCAGUCUCCACCCCAAGUGUCUCGCCACAGGUCCCACUAUCGCAACCGAGAGCACUUUGCUACCAUACGCACAGCGUCACUGGUGACGAGGCAGAUGCAGGAGCACGAGCAGGACUCGGAGCUGCGGGAGCAGAUGUCGGGCUACAAGCGGAUGCGGCGGCAGCACCAGAAGCAGCUCAUGGCCCUGGAGAACAAGCUGAAGGCCGAGAUGGACGAGCACCGCCUCCGGCUCGACAAGGACCUCGAGACGCAGCGCAGCAACUUCGCGGCCGAGAUGGAGAAGCUCGUCAAGAAGCAUCAGGCGGCCAUGGAGAAGGAGGCAAAGGUCAUGGCCAACGAGGAGAAGAAGUUCCAGCAGCACAUUCAGGCCCAGCAGAAGAAGGAGCUGAGCAGCUUCCUGGAGUCCCAGAAGAGGGAGUACAAGCUGCGCAAGGAGCAGCUGAAGGAGGAGCUGAACGAGAACCAGAGCACCCCCAAGAAGGAGAAGCAGGAGUGGCUGUCCAAGCAGAAGGAGAACAUCCAGCACUUCCAGGCCGAGGAGGAGGCCAACCUGCUGCGGCGCCAGCGGCAGUACCUGGAGCUCGAGUGCCGGCGCUUCAAGAGGCGCAUGCUGCUGGCGCGCCACAACCUGGAGCAGGACCUCGUGCGGGAGGAGCUCAACAAGAGGCAGACGCAGAAGGACUUGGAGCACGCCAUGCUGCUGCGCCAGCACGAGUCCAUGCAGGAGCUGGAGUUCCGGCACCUGGGCGCCGUGCAGCGCAUGCGGGGUGAGCUGAUCCGCCUGCAGCACCAGACCGAGCUCGCCAACCAGCUCGAGUACAACAAGCGGCGGGAGCGGGAGCUGCGGCGCAAGCACGUCACCGAGGUCCGGCAGCAGCCCAAGAGCCUCAAGUCGAAGGAGCUCCAGAUCAAGAAGCAGUUCCAGGACACCUGCAAGAUCCAGACGCGGCAGUACAAGGCGCUGCGCAACCACCUGCUGGAGACGGCGCCCAAGAGCGAGCACAAGGCAGUGCUGAAGCGGCUCAAGGAGGAGCAGACCCGCAAGCUGGCCAUCCUGGCCGAGCAGUACGACCACAGCAUCAACGAGAUGCUCUCCACGCAGGCGCUCCGGCUGGACGAGGCGCAGGAGGCCGAGUGCCAGGUGCUGAAGAUGCAGCUGCAGCAGGAGCUGGAGCUGCUCAACGCCUACCAGAGCAAGAUCAAGAUGCAGGCCGAGGCCCAGCACGAGCGGGAGCUGCGCGAGCUGGAGCAGCGCGUGUCCCUGCGCAGGGCCCUCCUGGAGCAGAAGAUCGAGGAGGAGAUGGUGGCCCUGCAGAACGAGCGGACCGAGCGGAUCCGGAGCCUGCUGGAGCGCCAGGCGCGGGAGAUCGAGGCCUUCGACUCGGAGAGCAUGCGGCUCGGCUUCAGCAACAUGGUCCUCUCGAGCCUCUCCCCCGAGGCGUUCAGCCACAGCUACCCGGGAGCGUCCAGCUGGUCGCACCACCCCUCCGGGGCCGCGGGGCCCCACUGGGGGCACCCCACGGGGGGGCCCCCGCCCGCCUGGGGCCACCCGAUGCAGGGCGGCCCCCAGCCGUGGGGCCACCCCUCGGGGCCCAUGCAGGGCGUGCCCCGGGGCGGCUCCCUGGGCGUGCGCAACAGCCCCCAGGCCCUGCGCCGGACGGCCUCCGGGGGGCGGACGGAGCCGGGCAUGAGCCGCAGCAGCAGCGUCGCCUCGCAGAUCUCCAACGGGUCCCACAUGUCCUACACAUAGUGGCGCCAGCGCCGUUCCCGGGGCCGGACUCCGCCGGGGCUGCCUGCCCGCCCGCGCAGCCUGCCGACCGACCGACCGACCGACCGACAGACAGACACGCGCACGCUUGCACGCUCGCUCGCUCGCACGCCCCUUCCCCAGAGGCUGGCCGGGCACUGUGCGAGCGCUCCCCCGCAGGCACUCUCCGCACGCCCGGAAAGGACGCCUGGGGGCACGGCGGGGGGAGCGGAGGGCAGCCCUCCCCUGGCGGCACCGGGGGGGCUCCCCCUCUCCCCAGCCGCGUGGCUCGCAGGGCGGGGUCCCCCCCAGAUUCCCGUCCUGGGAGGCUGGUGGGACGCGGCUCCCCUCCCGGGGGCGCGCCUGCCCGGCUCCCUCCCCCCCUGCUUCGCGGUGGUGGUAUUGGCAGAGGCGGGGCCCACGGGGGGCUUCGCCUGCCGGGGGGGGCGCCGCAAGCCCUCCGCGCCCCCGGCGCGCACUUUCUCUAUUGCACUACGAGGUGGAUGCCCGGAGAGGCCGGGGUGGAGCCGCUCUCGUCUCGGGGCGCCGCCGGGGGGCCUGCGCACGGUUGGCCCAUGCAGCUGCCCCCGUGGAGGCGGGGGGGCGCCCGGCGGGGGGGCCUCUCCAGCUUAACGCUGUGACAUCUCCUUCUAGUUGAGCGCCAGGACCGUUGCGCGAUGCCCGGAGUCGCCCGCCCGCCCCGUCCUUCCGAACCCUCCCCGGCUCGCAGCCACCGGGCCGCCUUUGCAGAAGCGCUGUGAGUGCGAGAUGCCAUAAAUCGGAACCGCAGCCCGCGCCAUCGGUGGCGGGAGCCGCUCGUCCCGCUCCUGACACUACAGUUGCCAGCUCGGUUGACCUUCCUGGACUUGCCACAGUUUCUCGUUUACAUGUAAAGCCGCAGCCAACCGUUCGGUGUGUUUUUAGUUGCCAUGGGGGCGCGGAGAGCCCCCGGGGAGGGUCUCCCCGCUGCCGACCAGCCUGACGGCCCCUGCCGGCCCGGCCCGGCCACUGGCUCGGCCCGCUGCCUUUCCGCCAUGGGACCCACAGCCGCAGGGGCUGCCCGGGGGCUCUCCUGGGCGCUCUGUGCGUGCUUGAAUUCAGGGUGAGUGGGGGCCGGCGGGUGAGGCAGGGUCCUCCCCGUGGGGAAGGCCUUUGGAAACCGAACUGCCAAGGCAGCCGGUGGGGGGGGGGUGCGAGCAGCACCGGGAGAGGGGGCCCAGGGCUGCUCCACUUGGCGAUCCGUGUAAAUUCGUCUCCUGACACUUCGCAAGGAAACACUUAGCUACUAACUCUAGCGUAUGCCUUUGAACACUUGGACGGGGCUCCGAAAUGCAGGUUUUUGUUCCGAAUGUGUUCGUGUCCGAGCGACAUGUUUGUAUAGAAAAUACUCUAAUCUGUGUUGCACUGCUGCUCAGUUCUUUUUUUUUUUUUAAAUCAGUGUGACUUUUUAAAAAGAAUUAGCGAAAGUACCAGCCACUCCGGGUCCUUAACUCGGCUAACGCUUCCCUGCUCCCUCCCUGCUCUGCUCCGGUCGAUCGUAUCGCUGGGAACCCGGGGGGCCCCGCAGCCGCCUCCGGAGAGGGCAGGGCGUGACGCUGGAUUUCCGAGGCCAGGCCGUGCGCUCGACCUCUCUAAGCAUAGCAGUUCCGGGGGGGCAUGCGGGUGUCAAAAGGGGGGGUCCUGUGUGAACAUGGCCAGGUCCUCGGAGCUGCCCCGGCACCCGUGGCCGGAGGAACGGCCCUUCUUGCACCUUUUCCUCGCGGUGGGCAUGAAACCGGUUUCACUCCUUCCCGGAAGGCGACGGGGUUCAGCCGAGACUGGGAGAAUGGGGAGCAGUGCAGGUUAACUGGGAAACUCGCCGGAUUCCCGGGAAGUCUGGAUGGGGUCCUUCUUACGCAGCACCUCAGUAACCUGCUGUUAACGUGGGAUAUUUGUGGGGGGCUGGGUCCGUGAGGGGCGAAUCCGGCCGUCGUCCUUUGGCCCCCACGGAGGGUGACGGUUUGGACGGACUCUGCUCGGGGCCCUCCCCAGACCUCGCCGCCUCCGUGUGAAGCGCUCCGUGGAGCUGCGGUGCUGCUGACGCUCCCCCCCCCGCGCCCCCGCGGCGUCGGUCGCGAUCCAUGUGCUGCUUUCAGCAGAGCCCGUCGUGUCGCCUUCCUCCCCUCCCCUCCACCCCCUUUGCAUUCGCAACGAUGGUGUGCCAGACCCUGGACGAUUCAAUGAAAUAACAUUUUAAUUAAAAUAGUUGGCAAAAAUUGGUUCAGAUCAAUUGGUCUAAGUGGAGUGUGUGUGUGAGAGAGAGACGGAUCGAAGGGAGGGUGGAGGCGAGCCCAGUUUGCUGUUGGGACUCCACCGGUUGUGGGUGGUUUCUUCCCCCCAGAAAAUGAAAUGUGGGGAGGCAGAUGAGGGCACCUGGAUGCUGUCGAGAGGUGGAUGCCCGCUGUGAGGGGCGUGUGGAACGGCCGCUCCGAGGGGCAUGUCUUUCCCGAAUCCAUUUGCACAUUUGAAAGCUUUUUCGCCCGUGGGACGGUCUGUUUAUGUCAUGUGUUCCUUCCACGCUGGUCUUUGGGAGGCUGAUGUUUUCUGCUUGGCGCGCUCUCCCGUUUCCGAAUCGUAAGGCCCCUGCUUCGCAGGCUUGGGGAGCACGUGGCCCCCCAGGAGCUGGGCUGCGGCCGCGAGAAUCCCGGCCGUUGCCUGUGCAGUCUGGGUCGACGGGGCUCUUGCAAUGGCCCGGCCAGGCCAGGAGCUGCCUUCCCGGCGUCCUGCUCCCGGCCCAUGGAGGGGGGCUCCGCUUCCCAGCCGUGCCUCCCCCCUGGGCCUGCCCCGUGACCGAAGGCGGCUGCGCGGGCAGUGAGCGUGGCGGCGUGGUCCCCGUGCCCUUGGUGGCUUUUCUGCGAGGGGGGGCCUCCCUGCCGCGGGUCACCGCCAGCCACCGCCGGCCCUGCGCCCCACGAGGGCCGCUUGUGCUGAGAGUCCGAUCCCCCUGCGUCGGGGUGGAGGGAGGGGGCCGCACGUCAGAGCCCCUCUCCCUCUUCCUGCCCCCGUGGCCCAAAAGCAGGUUUCCUGGGGCUCUGAGAUGCUUCCCUGCCUGGGGGGCGGGGGGGCUCCCGUGGGGGCCGGUCGGUGCUACCCGGAGCCCGUCCCGCGGAGGCAGGCCACCCCGACGCCUUCCGCUUGGGUUGGGGGGUCUGCAGGCGCCCACGCCGGGAAGCACGCGGCUCCGGGGGCGGCAUCUGUCGACCAUCCCUCCGUCGUAUUUGUGCGCGCAGUUGCCUGCCCCUCCAUGCCUGCCGUGCCGCGGUGCACCCCCCCGACAUCUGGGAAUGGGGGUGUCUCUUAGGCCCCUGUCCCUGGGUUUGCGCUGUCAGUAGCAGGCCCAGACAAGCUUGAGCAGCCGGGGAUGCUGGGAAUCGUGGUGCAGCACCGCUGCAGGUGCCCGCGGGAGGAAGGCUGGGCAGGGAGCCGGGAAAAUCACCCCCCCGCUGUCAUCUUGCUGGAUGGGGUGGCACUGCGGGCCGCUCGAGCCCCCGCCGUGCCCGCAGUUUGAGCGCGUGGCUGCCGGCACGUGUGCGCCCGCCGCAGAAGCCCGGCUGGGUGGUCCCGCAACACACGCACCCCUGUGCCUGGGUCCGGAGCGCCGCGUGUGCUCCUGACGGUCGGGCCGCGCCACCCGUAACGCAGGGCUGCGGCAGGAGCCGUGCGGGUCGGGGGGGAGGGCUUGGGCGCCGUGCCCAGCGUCCCCGGGGGUCCGUGCGCCCCACGCACAAGGCUGCUCUCGGCCGGUUGGGCCGGGCCAGUAGCCAGACGGGGGCAGAGGCGAGCCCAGGCGCUCCAGCCCCGUGGCCGGCCUGCCUUCCAGAACGGUGUCGCCACCCUCCUAGGAAGCAGGUCCCCUCAGGGUAAAGACGGUGGCAUCGCUCGCGAGGAGCGGUUGCCCCCAGAUCACGGAGGAAGACGUGCCUUCCACGCUUCCAGCAAGCCGGUCUUCCCGUGUGGCCGCCGGCUUGUCGGAAUGGAAGCCGCCUCUCCCACAGCAGCAGCUGCCCCUCCCUCCCCUCCAAAGAUGUUUUUCUGCUCUUGAUCAUGUGGAGCAUGAGUGCCGUGCCCGCACCCUUUUAAACUCUGCGCUAUCUUUUCCGCGGACCCUUCUCCCCAACUCUUCGGUAAACACACGCGCCGGGGCGAAAGCGUCGUGUCAGCAGUCAGGGCCCGCGUGAACCAGCGAGGUGCCUCACUCGCAGCCGAGUGUCUCUUCGGAGCCGUUCCCCCUCCGCCCGUCCCCUCCGGAUCAGCCGGCAGGCACGUCUGCGGGCCUUUCCCAAGUACUUCCUGCCCGACCCAAACCCAGCAUUUUUUAACCUCUCCACCUACCAAAUGCACCCCGGUCUUCAUGAGGACUGGUGCCCUGCCAACGUUACGGGUGAGUUGGAGCAACACACCUGGUCCCCUCUUCCGGCAAGCAGCUUGUUUGGGGAAUGUAGCGAAAGGAAGAUCUGCAGUUUAUCUGUAAAUAGUAGCUCACAAAUUGGCUUGGGUGUUGCGUGUCAGCGCGCGUCUUUUCUUCCAGACCUGGAGCCUUCCCCUUCUCGCCACCUGCCGUGCUUCCCAGUCCAUUUUUAAAUUAGGGUCGCCUCUCCGUGCCACGGGGCCAGCCGAGAAGCCCACACGGAAGCUUAACAGAGCUUCUUGUUCCCACGUUUGCCUGGUUUUGUCGUGUUUUCUUUCUCUGGCAGGCAUCUCCUCUCCUCUCGGCCCGUCCGUCUUUUCCGGAGCUCGUUUGAGACGUGGCGAGAGCACGCCAGGGCCGGCGUUCAGGGGAGACCGGUGGGCUCCAGGGGUCCCGUCGCUGGCUGCUGACCCCAGCCCUGCGCUGUUUUGGGUCGGCUCCGUGGGACCAAAAGGCAGGGCCCGUGGCCGGGGCUUUUGGCUUGCGGUGCUCGGAUUAUUCCCAGUUUUCCUUUUCAAAAUGCCCCUGCCGCCCAGCCGGUUCCUCCUCGCGCGGACGGAGUCAGGUAGCUUUUUGCUGCAGAUAAGGCCCUGAGGCGUGUGGCCGCCCGCCUCUGAAUUUGCCUCCAGUGAAGGUGUGGGGUGCGUGCCCCACUCGCCCGCCCGCCUGCCCGCUUGUGCGAAGCGGCGCCUCGCCCGUGGCUGCGAUGUGGGUUCAUGCAGGCGUGUCGCUUCUCCCUCCCCACAGCCCCACGUUCUGCCCCCCCCCCCCAUUUGCCUCGCCCCUUUCCGGCCCAGGCUGCAUUUGCUCCUGGCCUCCCCAGAGCGGAUUUGAACAAACUCCAGUUACAACUCUUAAAACUAGUGGUGCAUCGGCCCACGUGGGAAGAAGCGGAAAUAGUUACCGAAAUGAUGGGGUGGGGGGGUGCUUCCCUUCUAAAAGUAGCCAACACCUGUGCAUCGCCCGACACCUUUGGGUGCUCCGGAUCCGCCCUGGCCGCUCAGUGCUGCGCAGGUGGAGGGGGGUGCAGGUUACCUGUGCCAGGUGGGGUCUCGUAGCCGCCUCUGCCAUAAUGGGCAAGGCAGGGGGCAACCGAACGGAGGCCUCGGGCUGGUGUGAGCUGUGAAUAGUGUACAUUUGACAUUUUAAACAAGUGGAAACGGACGCUUGCUUGUCUUGUGAAGAUUACUUUAACAACAAGAGAGACUUGCUUUCUAAUGACCUGUUGCUUCAGCUUCAGUAGAAGUUUACCCCACGGGGUAAAACCAAUUUCAAAAGCAUCUUGAAUGUAUAAUUCUCCAGCCACCCCCCACAGCAGCCAGCCGCCCGGCCGCUCGGUUUCUUAAUUUCCCUGCAAUCAGGAGUCCCACCCCAUGGCUUCACAACUCCAGCAUGAUAUCCUUUCUCCCCCACCGUCCCCACGCCUUCCACUUCACAACCUGCUGAUGCUUUGACGCUCCCUGUUUCUGUCCCCCGUUUGCAGCUUGCCGUGCAAACAUCUGGCCAUUCAAAUUAAUUUUUGACAGUCCGUUCCAGUCACCCAUCCAAAAGGAGACUGGAAAAGGAGAGUGCCGGCUCUUGUUGCACAGUUCUUAAAAGCGAUGGGAUGGGGGCAAGUUCACUGCCCCGUUACUUUUGGGGAGAGGGUUUUGGAGAGCAAGCGAGGCGAUGGCUGCAGGAAAACGGGGGGCUUUGAGAACAGAGAGCGAGCGAACCCAGCGGCUCUGCACUAGCUUGGUAGGCGCAGCUUCUCCUACAGGUCACAAGGAAUCCUUUCGGCUCAACCCUGCAAUUUUUCCAAGCGUUUUGGACCACCGCUCUAUCCAGCCGGUAGAGCGGUCUGUAGAAACGAAAUCCACAUGGACGGGCAGGCACACUAAAGAGGAAACCCGGAGCGAAUUAUUCCGAAAGACACUAAUCCAAGGCCCGGCUCUCAACGACAGGACAGCUCACACGUUGCAUAGAAGAAUUGGCCGUUCAGGGAUCCCCGGCCGCCUCCGUUGCCUUGGCGGGGUUCCCGUUUCAUUUCUUUCAAGUUGGGUUCAGAGAUCCCUGGCCAAGCCUCCUCCCCGGCGGGCUGGUCACACCCGGGCACGGAAAUGGGCAGGCCAGGAGGGUAGUUUUCCUAGGCGCCGGCUUGGCAUACUGAGCGUGAACGACUCCCAGCUUUUGCGCCCCACGCCGAGCGAUGUGCGUUUCCCCACUGGGCAAAGUGUGGCGUGAGUGCUUUUGUACGAUAAUUCUUGUCAGUAUUCCGGUAUUCUUCUGGUUCAGACGUACAUAAUAGCUCAUAUAUAACCUGUAUUAAUUGUAUAGAUUGUGCAUUUAAAGCUGUUACCAAGCUGUUGGGGGCCAGGGGACACGGGAAAGAGGUCAUCUGUAAUAUUUUGUUUGUAAGUAUCCUUUGUAUCAUAGCAAAGGAAAUGUUUAAAAAAAUUGAGCUGUAAUAAAGUAAUUUUAGUA